AUGUUCGGCAUAGAGCCAGAUUCGGAUUCUGACGACGGCGCCCUUGCCGAAGCCAUUUCCGCUUUGGACGAGGCCGACGAAGAGCUGUCUCCUGGCGGCACGGACGACUCCGACUACGAGGAGAAUCCCCUGCCGUUCGGCACCGACCCAGACGCCAGUGACGAAGAUGACGAAGACAACGAUGAUGAAGAGCGCGAAUCGGCCGCUGAAAACGACGGUGAUGAGAGCGAGGAUGCUGACGAAGACGACAAAGACUGGCGUGGGAAUGAGGGCAACGUCGAAGAGGAAGAAGGUGACGUCGGGAGUGGAGACCGCGCAGACGAAGUGGACAGCGAGGAAGACGACGAAGGGGACGAGAUUCGGUUGGUACCCGAACCGAAAUCUCACCGAAGUUCGCACCUUCGCGUGAAGCGAGUUGUGCCUGUGUGGUUCUACGGAUUCAGCACCACGUUCGACUCGUGGGAUACGUUCCACACCUCGUUCGACGACUUCCAGGCUCAGACAUUCCAGCAGUUUUCCAUGCGAACAAGUACGUCAGUUUUCCUGCGGAACAAGCAAAUUCUCGAAAAGGACAAGGAAAGGAAGCGAGCCGCAAAGAAGGCCCGGAAACCGAUCACCUUGGUUCCGGCGGAAUGGGUGACGUACUCGAAAACGCUGGUCUGCACGCAUGGUCAGCCCUUCGAACCGAAGGGCAAGGGAAAGCGGCACCACAACAACGUUCGCGACACGAAGUGCAAGGCGAGAUUGAAUGUGCGUGUCGCUGCCACGUUCAGCGGAAUAUGGCGUUUACGCGUGAACGCCACCGGCAAACACAAUCCCGACUUGAACAAGCAUCUUUGGGAGAGCUACGCGGAGAACCGGACGGUGAAGGACCCGCAGUUGACGGAGGAUGUGGCAGUGCUGCAUAAGGCUGGGGCGAACACGCACGGCAUCUUGCAAUACCUGCGUGAACGUACAGGUAAAGUCUUAUCACUUUCUGUGUGA
Phytophthora sojae is the source of this 984-nucleotide messenger RNA. RefSeq lists its product as hypothetical. The record is from RefSeq and is a predicted model, not a curated record. Bases 1 to 984 code for a protein of 327 amino acids. The transcript has a single exon. Lineage: Eukaryota; Oomycota; Peronosporomycetes; Peronosporales; Peronosporaceae.